UAAAACGCGCGGGUAAAUUUUACGAAAUCGUUAAAUUGCAAUUCAGGCAAACACAAACGAAAAUGAUGAGAUGAAUCGAAAUUGUCUGAAGUUUCUGAGUUUUCUAAUGGAAGAGUGCAUGAAAUUCGUUUGUGAAUGGAGAUGAACGGAUGAAAAUGAGGUUUGUUUCUCUCUCUUUCCCUGAAAAUUUGGGGACGACGUUGAUCCAGACGAGUUCUUCGAGGAUUUCGCCACAUUUGCCCUAAAAAGGAAUCUAGAUCGAUACCUUCGGAGCCAACUCUCAAUUUCCAUUUUCUGCAAUUUCUUCUACUUUUGAAAAUCCUUCCUCCUAAAUCCUGUUUCUGUUGAUCAUACAUACAUUCUAGAUCUGAUCAUCUUUCACCUUUGGCUUGAUGAUCCAUCUGAAACUUUCAAUGAAUUUUGGAUGAUGAAUUUGAGAGGAGCGGAUGGAAAAGGGAAGAGGAAGUUACGAGGAGAAUCGUGAUUACAAUCUUAUUCACAGCAACGGCAUUAGUGUAAAUCGGACGAUGCAGAACAAAAUGGAGAUCAAUGCAACCAGCUCUUCUGAAGAUUUGUCCUCGAUUUCAUUGUUUUCUGGCGUUGGCUACAUCGAGCAUCCUGUUUCAAAGUUCGAUACUCUUGCCGGGAUUGCUAUAAAGUACGGCGUCGAGGUCUCGGACAUCAAGAGAAUGAAUGCAUUGGUUACAGACCAUCAAAUGUUUGCUCUCAAAUCACUACAGAUUCCAACUCCUGGAAAGCACCCUUCUCCUCACUUAUCUGAAGAUCUUGACAUUCCCAGGAAGAGUAAUUGUGAGCAAGAUUCAACUCGACUCAUAUCCUUUAAUCUAUUGGACUCAUUCCAAUCACUGAGAAUGAAAUCCUCCGCACUCAAAACUCCCUUACAAGCCACCCAUCAAACGAACAUACCAGCAAUCUGUGAAAUGACUGCCUACAGAAAAGGUGAAUUCGACCAUUUGGGAGCUCAUCCCCUGCUAGCAUCCUCCCCUAAUCUCCGUGGAGGCCGCCAUAGAAAAUCAAGAAGCUUUGCAAAUGGUUUUCCUUUUGAAAACGUUGAAUUCACAGAUGUCGUUACCGCUCAAAAUGGAACAACUGACUCGAUCAAAGGGGGUGAAAAACGGGUCAGAAGACGCCAGAAAUCUAUGGCGGACUUCUCCACCGCUACCGAAAGCAUUUCGAACAAGACGUAUGCCAGCAAUAAUGGUGACUGUUUGUCAUUGACAAGAAAAAGCUUAGAGGUGAGACUGAAAGGAGCUCUUGCAAGAACUAAUGCUGCAGCAUCAAAUGGGGUUACUGAAGUGAGUAAAUUGACACCAAAUUUAACGGAUGAUUUGGGAGGAGACUCGUUUAUGAGAAGAUCAUCAAGUACAUGUAAUUUACAGGAAGUUGAAAAAGGAAAUUCUUCCUCAUCCAUGUGGUCAACAUCUUCUUGGAGUUUGAAAACAGAUCUUCAAGCACUUUCAUCUGCAAAGGUAACCAAGUCGAUAUUUGAAGGUUUGCCAAAGCCAGGAUCAACCAGGUAUAAAGCUUCAAUGGAUUGAUUAAUAAUCCAUUGGUUUUAACAAAAUUUAUAUGAGGAUGACCCAGCUCAAUGAUCAAAACCCUUGUUUGUUUGAGAUUUCGAGCAAAGAUUUUGAAUAAGAAGAACCCAUCAAUUUUGACGAUGAAAGAACAUUCUUUUUUGAAUGUGUAAUCUAUGUGAGAAGGAAAUUACUAAACUACUACGUUCAUGCUGUAACUUCAUACCCGGUGAAUGGAUAAAGUAUCCCCUGAAGUAUAU
Benincasa hispida (wax gourd) is the source of this 1798-nucleotide messenger RNA. RefSeq lists its product as uncharacterized. The record is from RefSeq and is a predicted model, not a curated record. NCBI's taxonomy places the organism in Eukaryota, Viridiplantae, Streptophyta, Magnoliopsida, Cucurbitales, Cucurbitaceae.